This is a messenger RNA of Girardinichthys multiradiatus, 971 nucleotides long. It is a transcript of the gene immp2l, whose product is annotated as inner mitochondrial membrane peptidase subunit 2. Gene Ontology annotation, cellular component: mitochondrial inner membrane peptidase complex; membrane. The transcript has 6 exons. Gene Ontology annotation, biological process: mitochondrial respiratory chain complex assembly. The record is from RefSeq and is a predicted model, not a curated record. Bases 275 to 808 code for a protein of 177 amino acids. Gene Ontology annotation, molecular function: serine-type endopeptidase activity. Lineage: Eukaryota; Metazoa; Chordata; Actinopteri; Cyprinodontiformes; Goodeidae.
AGCUACAUUAACUUAGCCGUUGUCGUUAAGAAGUCAGUUCAGAUGGCUGCUAAGAGCCUCUAAGCAUCUGAACUGAAUGUUUCUCUGACAUGUAGUUCUGAAAAUGUUUCUAUGUGAACUGUACCAGGUUUAUAACGUUAUCUCCCUAUUAGCAAUAAGGGCUAGAUGUUAGCACCAAAAACACUUUCUGCAGAAGCAGGACGAGACGGGAGAGAAAGGUAAACAGUGAUAGGUCUAUAUCCAGAUCGUUUAUGAACGUGUUAGUUUGUUCCAUAUGGCACAGCAGACAUCAGCAGGGCGGCGCUACAUGCGGGCGUUCAUAAGUGGAUUCUUUGUUGCUGUUCCCGUCUCAGUUACCGUCCUUGAUAAACUCGCUUAUGUGGCUCGAGUUGAAGGAGCGUCAAUGCAGCCGUUCCUUAACCCAGAGGUGGGAGCGCAAUGUGAUGUUGUCCUGCUGAAUCGCUGGAGUGUGAGAAACUACCAAGUUCAAAGAGGGGACAUUGUCUCAGUUGUGUCCCCUAGAAAUCCCAAGCAGAAAAUCAUCAAGCGUGUUAUUGGCGUAGAGGGAGACUUCAUCAGGACACUGGGCUACAAGAACCGAUAUGUUCGGGUCCCUGACGGUCAUUUCUGGAUUGAGGGGGAUCAUCAUGGACACAGUCUGGACAGCAACAGCUUUGGACCGGUGUCAGUGGGGCUCUUGCAUGGCAGGGCCUCCCACAUCAUCUGGCCACCAAAACGUUGGCAACGCAUUAAGUCAUCUCUACCUCAAAAUAGAGACCCACUAGAUGCUGGAGAGGAAGAUAAAUAAAAAUAAAAUCUAAUAGUUUUUUUAUAAACAAUUUUUUUAACCAAACAUUGUACCAACCUCUGUUUUCUCGAAUAUGUGAUUAUUUGUGUGUUAUAAUGUGGUGUUGUUUGUGAUAAGUGACUGGAAUAUUUUAAUGCUCUCACAUAAAUGUUAAUGGAUUGCA